UCCUCCCCCCGAGUUGUCCUGGGAAACACUAACAACUGUAAGAAAGUGCACUCAGUCCGGUUUCUGAACGGGGAGACACCGUAGGAAAAGCACGCCGCCGCUCAUCCAUUUCACUCCACGGUACAAACAUUUUUAAAGGGGCAUUUCGGCCCAGCUUCAAACACUGCAAGUCCAUCCGGUAGGAGGAUUAUUAUGCGUCCUAGAGCAGCUACUUCUUCACGCCGAGCUUCAUCUGCUUAAGUGUCCAGGGACAUGAAACUCAAUCCACAGCAAGCUCCGUUGUAUGGACGGUGUGUUAUCACUGUGCAGCUUGCUGAUGAAGAGUUGGCUGCGGAUGGGGAGGGCGUGGACUACUUCCUGCUGUUUGCUGGCAGCACACAAAGGCACCUGACCAGCACCCUAAGGAGCAGUCAUGACACCUUGCAGGCAGUAUGUCCCGCUCAUGACUGCUGCGAGGUGGUGCUGGUCACCUUGUGUUCUGCUGGUCGAGGUGUCCCUGAGGCCCCCGAGGACCCCGAGGACCCAAAGCCCUGUUUGGGUCGUGUGGCUCCGCUUGCCGAGCAUCGAUUCAGCUUUGUGCAGGAUUUGGCUUUUGACAUGGCCCAGUUCCUGGUGAGCACGGCAGGCCGGGCCGAUGGCCUCGAUGGGGCGCUGCUGCUGGAUGAGUGUCAGAUUCCUCUGCAGGAGUGUGAACGCCUGGAUAAGAGCCUGGCGCUGGCCCUCCACCACCUUGUACUGCCUCCAGGAUGGAGCUUACUGGGAAACAAACUGACCAACAGCACUGACCUGAAUCCUCAGGAGACUCUGCUGCAUUUCUCAGCUCGUCGAGGUCUUUUUCGGGUUACGCAAUUCUUGCUGCGACAGUCUGGAGCUAGAGAAGCCCUGCGAUUGGCCAACAGACAAGGCCACACCCCAUCCGCCAUUGCAGCUUUGCGAGGACACGAAAGUCUCUAUGAGCUCCUCACAAAGGCUGACACAGAAACAGAGACGGACAAAGGGACUGAGAGUGUCCACCCAGUCUCCACAGGCGCCCGGGUAAUUUGCCACCUCCCCACCCUGAACACACACACUCUGACACUGAGAAUCCACCCUGGCCUUGAACCUCCGACCCUUCAGAGGAGUGUGGAGCAGCUGCUGCACUUGAUAUGCCAUCUCCAUGCCAAGGGAGUUUCUUUACUGGAGCUGCCGUUUGAUUGUCUGCACACCGCUGCUGAAUGUUGUGAUGGUGAAAAAAUAGAGAUAACCUGUGUGGAGCAACUACCGCAGCCUGCUACAGCAUUGGAGUGCUUGGAUACAGCAAUUGAAGGCAGCUGUGAAGAAAACUACCCAGAGGAAAGCAGCAGUGCUGAUUGUGGACAUGGUGAGAGUGGGGAUGCAGAGAAAGACUCUAGCUUGUCUGUGAGAAGUACAACAUCAGAAGGAGGCCCCCAGGAGCAUGGCCUCAGCCCACCAGAGGACUGGGUGUGUCUUAGUUCAAACACUGGGAGAGAUUACUGCCAAACGGAGGAGGAGGGAGGGGAGCAAUCUGUUGUUUUCACCCAGAGUUUGAGUUUGUGUGACAGGAGUGAGGGAGCACAGAGAGAGGCAGAAGGGGCAAGCCUCACUGUGGGAAUCCUACCACCAGCAGGCAGUGGUAAACAGGCAGAGGAAACUGAUAGAAGAGAGGCUGUGAUCCGGGAAGGACAGGAGGCCACAAAGGGAGAGGACAGAUCUGAGCAGGAAGAAGAGGACAGCACAACCAGGAGGAGGGAGGAGUGGACCAACUCAGAGGCAGCAGAUCUAAUAACGCCCAGUGAAGAGUCGAAAGCUUUAGUCAUGGGCCAGUCCCUGUCGUCAGAGGGCUCAGAGGUUUCAGAUAACUCUGUUUCUGAAAUGAAGGACCGCUCUCAGGAAGGGGAGACUGUCGGGAAAGAAGAGAUGAAACUUAGCGAGGAUCUCUGUGACGGACUCUCUUUAUAUGGGGAGGAGGUAGAGAAUGAAGGUUCAACAGAUCCUGUGUCAACCCAAAGGGACCUCCCUAACCCAUCGCUGAUAUGCUGCGGUGACGUAAUCGAGGAGCCUGAAACUGCUUUUUCAAGUCUCUUGAUGGAAGGCCUCCACAAGGGGGAACCUCCAACAGACAUAAACAGCCUGGAACAAAACCAGGAAACAGCUGGUAGGGAUUACGCCACAGAGCAGCAGUGGGGCUCGGCUCCAGAAAGUGUUUGUAAUUCUGGGAAUUGUACUGGAACAGCGAGUGGUAAAGAGCUUGGUGAAGAUGCAGCUGAACCUUCUGGAUACUGUAUAGAAAGCUAUAUUUUGCCUGUGGAUGAACCUGACAAUACACCUGAUUGUCAGACUGCUUGUAACUCCAUAAGAGAUGCACGAAUUAAUGAAGUGGACUGUGAGCAAUUACCUGAAAUUAUACCCAGCUCUGGUAAUAGAAAUGCUGAGCUAGACUCAUGCAUGGCCCAUGACCUCUCCAGUGAUGACGAUGGCAGUUUCCAAUCAGUUCAAAGCUCCACAACAGAUAUAUAUUACCCCCCACAAGACAAUGCCACUAUGGAGGAGCAGGACUUGAUCCAAACCAAGAUAGCAGAACUGUCCUCAUCAGGAUCCAUGAUGGAGGAGCUGAAUGAUAUGAAACCUGGUGAAAGCGAUGAACAUUCACCCACCAUGCAUGCAGGGCUCCCCUUGGAGUUGGGCACUGUCAGUGCACUGACAGCAAUUGACUGCAAGCAGUCUGGCACUGAGCCUGAAUCACAACUGCCAGCCAUCCUUCAGACAAUGGAGGCUUUGAAUACCGAUGGGGCAGGAGAGAAACUUGUCCCAGAACUAUCCAAAGAGGAUCUGUCGUUAGAUCCUGGGUUGUCAGAAAACGAGGAUCUUCCAACAGUGAAUGUCGAUGGAAGUGAAACUGUAGAGGCUGAUGGCCCUGACCCGAAUGCAGAUAUUGAGCAUUCAGCAUCAGAGGUCACCAGUAGGGUUUUAUUUGAAACUGGUCAGUCUGUUGCAGAAGAUACUGAAGAGACUGGCCAAGUUGGAGGUGAUCAUCAGUCAACAGAGACCAGUGAUAAAUCUGAGGUGGCCUCAGCAGAGGAGACCGAGCAUGUGCAAUUUGUGCUACAGCGACAGAAACAGGAUAAUUCAGAGAUGACAGCAGAUGAAAGGUCACCUGAUGAGGGAUUAGGGCUCUCAGUGAAUCAGAUUAAUGUAUCCUCGUCACAAAGUUUCACUCUGCUUUCAGAUAGUGCAGAAGUAGAACCACUUUCUCCAAACAAUGAAGCAUCAAGUGAACCUCUUGUUGAGAAUGAGAUGACUGAAAAUCCAAAGACUCUUGAUGCAGUGGAUGGAGCCUCAGAAAGCCAAAACCGUGCAAGCCAAGAGGUGGAUGUCAUCAAGUCUGAAGACGUUGUAAUUGCUGCAGGGGAGGAAGAAAAUGACACAGCAGAGGAAACGGACUUAUCCACGAUCCACCGAGAUAGAGAGGCGUCGUUCCAUCAGCCCUGCAACACUCAACACUCAGGAUCCUCACAAUCUUCAGUGUUUCCAAGUUUGCCCAGUAGGACCAGCAGUACCACCAGUUGUCCCUCCACAGCUCACAGAGAUUCUGGCAGUGACAUAGAAAGCUUCCUAAAUGCAGAGCCAGGAUAUGACAGCGACUUCAGCAAGUGUCUACAGAACGAUGAACCAGUGACAGGGGGAGACAGUGCCAGUGAGGUUUCCGUCUCCUGCUCCUCCACAGACGACACUGCCAGUGUCGGCCCCUCCAGCUCCAGUCCCGAGGGCAGCCAGGGCCUGGGCUGCAGGUGGAGCCAAGAGGAGGGCAUCCAGUCUGGAGCUACUACCUCUGCAGGACUGGAUGGUGGAGUAGGAGCAGGAGGAGUGGGAGAAGCUGAAGAAGAGGCUAAAGACAGGGUGACGGAGGUGCCACGACGCUCUUGUCUCCUCCGGAAUAGCAUCCGCUCCCUGUCACCUCUUCGUCGCCACAGCUGGGGUCCUGGAAAGAACAACGGAGGAGACGCAGAGAUGAACCAGAGGAGUUCUAUCUAUAUCCCUGGUGAGGGGAAGCCGACCUUUCACAGGAGAAGCUACAGCCUUGAGGGUCUCAGUGGGGGGCAGGAAGAGCUGAGGGGCCCCACCACCCAGGGGCCCCGAAUCCUGGAGCCUUUAAGGAUGCCAAGACAUGACAGUGAUGACAGGGGCUCACUGGUUUCACUGACAGAGGAGCAGGAGGAGCUGGGGGAGCAUGGCAGACUACAUGACCCGAAAUUGAGGCGGUAUCGGCCUCUGCGAAACAGCUGCCCGCCCAUGACCCUGCCCCUCACCAAGUCUGUAUCCAUGCUCGCCAUCAGCCAGAGAGAUAUUGAUGGUAUGAAGUCGUUUUCCAGCACCUCUGGGUCACUAGCAUAUAGUAUAUCAGAGGAGGAGCCCGGACCUCUGCGGAGCGACACUGAAGGAAAGACAGUGACGAAAGUCAGCCGGACUUUCAGCUACCUCAAGAACAAGAUGUACAAAAAGAGCAGGGAAAAGGAUCGAGAGAAAAGGGAGAAAGACAAGGAGAGCAAGGAGAAGGACAAAAAGACUGUGAACGGUCAUCUAUUCACAACAGUCAGCUCAGGCCAGGCAGCCCAGUGUUCCCAGUGCAAUAAGGCUUUCAACAACAAAGAUGCUUUCCAUUGCACACACUGUAAUGCUUCCGUCCACAAGGGCUGCAGGGACAGCCUGCCUGUUUGUGCCAAGGUGAAGAUGAAGUUGCCCAAGCAGCAGUUUGCAGUACCAGAUUCAAGCUCUUUUCCUACGGUCACGAUGAGGAACAAAUCUGGUGCGACGAGGGAGCGCCCCUGGUCAGCCAUCUUGUCCCCUGAAGACCAUUCUUCUCUGAUGAUCCCAUCAUCACGGAGACAUACCAGCAUCAUGACUUACCACGGCAACAACCUGUCCAAGAGUCUGUCCAUAAGCAACAUCGCUGGUCCGGUGUUUGACGAGAUACCCAUUAAAGGCCUGCGGUAUCUCUCUCAGUCUACUGACUCCCUCAACAGAACCAACCAGGUCACAGAGUCCAUGGAAUCGCUCACUGAUGAAGGGACGGAGAUGAUGGAUGGGCAGCUGAUGGGGGAGUUUGAGGCGGAGGCCAAGGAGCUGGAAGCUGAUUCGUGGAGUUUAGGUGUGGAGCAGCAGUACCUGCAGCAGCUGGACAAAGAGCUCGUGAAGAGACAAGAUGUCAUCUAUGAGCUGAUGCAGACGGAGAUGCAUCACAUCCGGACGUUGCGCAUAAUGUCAGAAGUCUACAGUAAAGGCCUGCAGAAGGAGGUGCAGCUAGAGCUCCAGACGGUGGAGAAGCUGUUCCCCACUCUAGACGAGCUCUUGGACCUCCACACGCAGCACCUCCUGCGCCUCCUGGAGAGGAAGAGGGAGUGCCAGCUGGAGGGGGGAAGCUUGGAGGGAACAGCUAUCAUCAACAGGAUAGGAGACAUCCUGGUCAGCCAGUUUUCAGGAUCCAACGGCGAAAGUAUGAGGAAAAUUUACGGAAGAUUUUGCAGCCGCCACAACGAAGCCGUCAACUUCUACAAGGACCUGCUGACCAAAGACAAACGCUUCAAAGCCUUCAUCAAAAAAAAGAUGAGCAGCAGCAUUGUGCGGAGGCUUGGUAUCCCAGAAUGCAUCUUGCUGGUGACCCAGAGGAUAACAAAGUAUCCGGUGUUGAUUCAGAGAAUGCUACAGCACACUAAAGAGAGCGAGGAAGAUUAUGAUGACCUGACGGAGGCUGUUCGACUGGUGAAGGAGGUGAUCGCAGCAGUUGAUAACAAGGUGAACGAGCAUGAGAAAAGACGUCGUCUGAAAGAAUUCCACAGCCGCAUGGACAGUAAGUCCAUCAUGAUGAUGAAGAACGGUCAAAUUUUCGCAAGGGAGGAUCUGCUGAGGAGGAGGCUGAUCCACGAUGGAGCACUGCAGCUGAAGAACAGCCAGGGAAGACUAAAGGACGUCCAUGCUUUGCUCCUGUCAGACGUCUUCGUCUUCCUCCAGGAGAAAGACCAGAAAUAUGUCUUUGCCAUGCUGGACCAGCGCUCCACGGUCAUCUCCCUCCAGAAGCUGAUCGUCAGAGAGGUCGCUAACGAAGAGCGCGGCCUCUUCCUCAUCACGGCGGGCAUUGCAAAGCCGGAGAUGAUGGAGGUCCUGGCCAGCUCAAAGGACGAGCGAAACACCUGGAUGCAGCUCAUCCAGGAAGCCAUGCAGUCCAUGGAGAAGGAUGAGGAUGAAGGGAUUCCCAGUGAGACAGAAGAUGACAAGAGACAACUGGAGACUAAAGCCAAGGAGAUGAGAGAUUUGUUGAGGCAGAAAGAUACAGAGAUCAUGUCUCUGUUGGAGGAGAAGGUGCGGCUCUUCAGGGGGAUGUGGGAGGGCUUGAAUUCAGGUGAGGAGGCCUGCCAGCAAGUUGAGCCUUUCUUCAGGUCAACCAGCAGCCUGGAGCCGCCAAGGGGGGCAUCCAUCAUGAAGGAUGCCCUGCAGGAAGUGGAGACUUUACAGGCGCUGGUGAACGGCAGCCUGGGUGGGGCGAUGGCCAGUGUCCAGGAGGGAGGAGGCGUUGGGCCGGUGUGUUUGCCCCGUCGGGCUGAGACCUUCGGAGGCUUCGACAGUCACCAGAUGCACAGCAGUAAGAGUGGAGACAGAGAGGAGGGCGAGGAUACGGCGGGAGAUCUGCGCAGGACGGAGUCUGACAGUGUUUUAAAGAAGGGAGGAAACGCCAACCUGCUGAUGCUGCUGAAGAGGAACAGUGAGCAGGUCCUUCACAGUGUCUCCAAUCUGCAUCUCCUGCUGAGCACUCUGCAGGCGGUGGUGGUCCAGCAGGACAGUUUCAUAGAGGACCAGCGGCAGGCCCUGAGCGAGCGCUCCUCCUCCUGCACGUCUUUAUCGCGGCCGUCCUCGCGGCCCAGCUCCCUGAUUGAACAGGAGAAGCAGCGCAGCCUGGAGAAGCAGCGGCAGGAGCUGGCAUCCCUGCAGAGACGGCAGGCAGCUCAUGCCGAGGAGAAGAGGAGGAGGGAGAAGGAGUGGGAGCUCAGGGAACAGCAGCUGACUGAAAGGGAGGUGCUGGUGCACGUACAGCAGGAGGAGGUGGUACUGAAGCAGCACAAGGAGCUGGACAUGGAGAAGCAGGAGCUGCAGAGUAAGAAGGAGGAGUACCAGAAAGACCUGGAGAGGCUGAGAGAUGCCCAGAGGAAGCUGGAGAGGGACUGGGAGGCUGUGCAGCGGCAGAUCGACAAGAUGGAGGAGCUCCGUCUGGCUGAGAGGAGUCCCUCUACGAUGUCUGAUGAAUCCCAGUUCCCCGGCAGCUUCCAGUCCCUGGAGCUGGACUCGUUUGAGCUCUCCUCCUCCUCCUCCUCCUCCCUGCCCAGGCUGCAGCCCCAGCAGUCCAAGCCCAAAGGAAAAGGCCUCAAUCCCUUUACCUCAUCCUCCACUAACAUCAACCUCAAGGGCAGCGAAGCCAACAACCAGAUCUCAAAGGGCCUGCUGCAGCUGGCCAAGAGCAAGAGCAAAGAGGGGAAGGAGAAGAAGAAGAAGAAGGGCAAAGGGGGGAGUGCAAAGACAGCAGACCCCCAGCACCGGCCUGAGCCUCCUCUGGAUGGAGAGAUCUUCUGCUGAGAGAAGGGGGCUCUCCUCCUCAUCCUCCUCCUCCUCCUCCUCCUCCUCCUCCUCGUCAUCAUCAUCAUCAUCAUCAUCACCAACCCAUCACGCCAUUCUGAUAUCCAGAGGAAUGUGUUGUUGCUAAGUAGUAACACAUUUUACUGCAGUAUACUGCCAGGCUUUCUGGCACAUCUGAGAUCACCUUGAAAAGACUUUUAGUUCACUUUCCAUAUCAUAACAUAGAGCAAUUUAACAUGACAUGCAAGAGAAAGCGAACUUGUAUUUUCUUGCAUUUUAAAAUCCAAUACCACUUCUUUUAGUUUCUGGAAAGUAGAAUAUUUUAGGGAUUCUGUUAUCCUGUGCAAGAAGGCAUACGUACACUUGCAGUACAUAAAAAUAGGGAACAUGGAUUAGUCGUGCACUUUUGGGUAUUCUCUUUCCAAAAACCCUGUUUCCUCUUCCAAAGAAGUCGUUAGGAUAUUUGUGCCAGCUCGGUAUCACAAUGAAAACGUUUCACGGUGGAUUGCCUCACAAGCUCUACCAAGUGUGUUCUGGGCCUGACUGCCUUCCUGUUUUCAUGUCUCUUAUGCCCCCAACCAGCCCUCCCCCCUUUCAGCAGUCUGUCCUGGCAUAAAGUCCCACACAGACACGCUGUAAUAUUCAUUUACAGAACUAGGGCCGCUUCCUCGUGGCUUUAACCACACUUAAAAAGAUACAGACAGAUCCAAAUGCCACUUGGAAUAAGAUAUGAAUGUCAACAAGCUCCAUGAGGCACUGGAGACGCCUCACUCCUAAUAAUCUUCAUUGAUAAUAGAAGUCCGAAACCAGAGAGGAAAAAUCUGCCUACACUCUGUGUCCUAGCAGCAUUUUCUAAUCAAUGUUUUCAGUGUUUGUUCCAGUGGUUCGUUCCAAAAUGCUUCUGUAUGAAUCCACACUGUAAGGAAAUUGGAGCCUGACAAUCUUUUACUCAUAAUUUGAAAAGCAGAUGUGAUUACUUGCUCUCUCCAGUUUUUAAGCAAAAUGGAAUUGGCUACACAACAACUUCAGUAAUCCUCUAUAAUGAUUUUAUGCCAUCAAUCAUGUUCCUUGGUGAGGUUUUAAUUUAUUUGAAUUAUGGAUAUCUCCAUUUUGGAGUGAAACUCUUCAGAUGUGUUUGUCUCUUUUUCCAGACUCAAUUGUAAUGAAAGGAUUGAGACAUAUCUCCCUGUGUCUAAUGGCUCAUUUCAUAUCCUUUAGUGUGUUUUAGAGCCUUGGAUGGAUAUUAGCUUGAUCCUCGCUUUAUCUGCCUGUCAAUGGGCUUUUAUACAGCCCUCAUCUUUCAUCUGAGCACUGACGAGCAGGGCUUUCCUUCGUUUUUUUAAUUGCAUGUGACUCUGCAGGUAGCAUACUAAUGGCUUCUGUCUGUGAAAUAGUUCAGCUUUCUCUUUCAACCUCCCUCUUUCACCUCUGAUAAUGGACUCAGUAGACGCACACAGCUGAUGGUUUUAAGAAAUAGAGGCUGUUAAUUUAGGGACAAAGCGGCUGGUUAGAGAAAAUGAGAAGGGGACAUUAACCAAAAAGACCCGAUUUGUGUUCCUGUUUGAUCACUGUACCUGACUACCACCUGAGUCUCUCGUCAUUUCAAAUGAAUCAAUACACAUCAGUGUUGUUAAGCACUUUGGUCCUAAUAUGUUGAUGCUUUUUUCUUUAUUUUUUUUUUGUGGUUACCAGUAUGAAAGAUCAGUCAUGGAGAUCUCCGUAUUGUGUGAAAUUUUGUAAUUGAGGGCACUGAUGCUCCUGAAAAGCAACAAUGAUCCAAAGCGAGAUUGUUUGUUUGAGUACGUAAAAGAUGCUGCGGUUCCAUUUUGUCAGUGUGCAAAAUUGAAAAGGGGCUGGUAGCUUUUAUUUUCCAAGGGGACCUGUCUGACCUGUCUUAAUUUUUAAGCCUAUGUUUUAGCCCCAAUGAGCCCAUAGUGGGCCACACAACUACCUGCUGGUCAGGUUGGAAAUAAAAACAGAAGAUGGUUUUAAAAAAAAAAAAAAAAAAAAAAAAAAAGAAGAAGAAGCCCUUUUCCAGUGAAUGACAGAGCAGCAUCACACUGAUCUGCUUCCGUGCUGCCUCUUUUGUCUAAUGUUUAAGUGCUUGAUUGUUAACUCUAACUGUCGGUCGAGGAUUUGACUUUGUGUCCGGGCUGGUUUAUGAUAGUGUGUCUUCUAAGAGGCUUACAGGGCCAGCCAAUUAGUUGCUUCAUGUCUUUUGUUUAUGGCUUUGGUGUAAUCCUGUCAAAGAAACGGAGAAGAAUGGGCUUCUUUUUACUCCUUUGCUUUAUGUGUUUGUUUCUUUUUACCACUAGGGAGCACUGCACCGAUGACUAAAUGAGUUCCAUCUCUUGCACAACAACAAUGAAUAUGUUUUUUUUUUUGUUUUUUUUAACAUAAUCUCCCUGCUGGGCAAAAUUGACAUAUUUUUCUCAGCAGGUCAUUGCCGUACAGAGAUAUUUGUGAUGAGCGUGGGCUCUCACACUCUGUGAUGCUUUCCCCACGGCAUUUAUAAUUGACUGCAGGAACAAAUAAGUUGUCAGAGACUGUAAUUGGUUAUUCAGUGAAACCAGUCAGCAGCAGCUUUAAUAUGGAAAAAAAAAGAAGGUCUAACGGUUUGAGGGAGCAACCGGGCAGAACCACAAACCUCUCUCUGUAAGGGACAAUCAGCAGACGCAAGUCAGGAAAAUGAACUUCUUCCCCGAUGAUGAUAGGCCUGUCCAUGAGACGACUGUGUCGAUCAGGUGAACCCUGCGUAGCCUUAAAUCUAAACGAUAAAAUGCACUAGAGUAGAACCCAGCAUCUUCUCAGGAGAGAAGGGAGAGCUUUUAUACCUCUGCUUUGAAACGAAGGAAAUGUUUGUACUAUAAAAAUGGUACACAACCGUUUUAUUCUCAACGAUGUAAAAAAAAAAAAAAAAGGGCAAAUGUGUAAA
Xiphias gladius (swordfish) is the source of this 10555-nucleotide messenger RNA. RefSeq names its product A-kinase anchor protein 13 (gene akap13a). Gene Ontology annotation, cellular component: plasma membrane. NCBI's taxonomy places the organism in Eukaryota, Metazoa, Chordata, Actinopteri, Istiophoriformes, Xiphiidae. The coding region runs from base 253 to 7620 and encodes 2455 amino acids. Gene Ontology annotation, biological process: regulation of Rho protein signal transduction. The record is from RefSeq and is a predicted model, not a curated record. Gene Ontology annotation, molecular function: guanyl-nucleotide exchange factor activity. The transcript has 39 exons.